Molecule: messenger RNA, 966 nt
Organism: Acanthochromis polyacanthus (spiny chromis)
Lineage: Eukaryota; Metazoa; Chordata; Actinopteri; Pomacentridae
Product: motor neuron and pancreas homeobox protein 1-like
Exons: 3
Coding region: 1-966 (321 amino acids)
Biological process (GO): regulation of DNA-templated transcription; neuron projection morphogenesis; central nervous system development
Cellular component (GO): nucleus
Molecular function (GO): DNA-binding transcription factor activity, RNA polymerase II-specific; sequence-specific double-stranded DNA binding
Source: RefSeq, a predicted model, not a curated record
AUGGAGAAAUCCAAAAACUUUCGCAUUGACGCACUGCUGGCGCACGACGUGGAGCAGAGGACGGACAGCGACGGUGCGUCCCCCGGGUUUUUCUACAGCAGGAGCCCCGAUGAAAGUCCGGUGUCGAACCGCGGCUCAGAGACGCCCUCCCCUUAUCCAAACACUACGAACUCCUCUUCAGCCCCGCCGGGAGCCGUAUCCAAGUCCCAGCUCCUCAACCUGUCCCACUCAGGGUUCACUGCUCUGCAUCAAGUGGGUCUCAUCGGAAUGCACCCAGGCUCCAUGUAUCCUCUGGCGGCCCUCGGAGGCCAGAACCCCGCCUUCAUGUAUCCCGGCUUCACGCAGCUGGUCCAGCCAUAUCCGGACCAGAUGAAGGGUGCUACCGUGGCCGGAGCGCUGCCCCUGGAGCCCUGGCUCAGAGCCGGGUUGAUGAUGCCGAGACUCGGAGAGUAUGGAGCACCAGCUCAGGCAGGUUUUCUGGGGAAGUGUCGGAGGCCCAGGACAGCAUUCACCAGUCAGCAGCUGCUGGAACUGGAAAACCAGUUUAAGCUCAACAAGUACCUGUCCAGGCCUAAACGCUUUGAGGUGGCCACUUCUCUCAUGCUGACAGAGACUCAGGUAAAGAUCUGGUUCCAGAACAGACGCAUGAAGUGGAAGAGAAGUCGCAAAGCCAAAGAACAAGUAACCGCAACCUCGCUGACAGACACAGAAAGAACCAGGAUGGGCAUACAGAGCAUGAAGCCUCAUGGUUGCUCUCACAGGUUGAGCAUGGAGGACGAUGAUGAGAUUGAAGGGGAGGAUGAAGAUGAGAAAGAGGAGACAGAGGUGCUGAGGGAAGGUUCCUUAGGCCCCGUCAGCUUUACACGGCAUGCAGGAAGAGGAACAGGGAACUACAGCUCUUACUCUGAGGAGGAGCUAGAGGAGGGAGACAGAGGAACACGAAGUGGGGUUUUCCCACAGUUAUAA